ACACACUCUUACCUCGACUUUGAAUCUGUCGGAGUAAAAAGCAACACAUUCGUGUGUUUGUUUGAUUAAAAUGGUCAAUCUGUUUGUUGACUUUUGUUUUACAUAUUUCUGAGCAUGCGCACUGACGCCCUGUGACAUUCUGAUUUACUUUUACCGGUAGUUGAUCUCCGUUGGGGAACGUUGCGUACCGGAGCCGGUUAUGGCGUCGGUGAGUCGUGCUGGAUCAUGAGGCGUCGGGAUUCGUCUUAAUUCGGGUAUUGGAGAGUCUAAGGAGACUGUGGCCAUGGCUGGGGUGUUUGAUAUCGAUUUGGACCCGCCGGAGGACAACGUGUCAGAUGAGGAGCUCUCCGACGGGGCCAAGAUUAAUGAAUAUAUAGACCAGUGCAGCGGUUUUGAGUUUAUGGAAGAUUGUGAAAAGUUUGAGAUCUCUGAAGACAGCGUAAAUCAAGGAACUGAGAAGAUUCGUCCAGAGUGUUUUGAGUUGCUUCGUGUUUUGGGUAAAGGUGGAUAUGGAAAGGUUUUCCAAGUUCGCAAGGUUGCCGGGGCAGCUUCUGGGAAGAUAUUUGCCAUGAAGGUCUUGAAGAAGGCCAUGAUUGUACGCAAUGCAAAAGACACUGCUCACACUAAAGCAGAAAGGAGCAUCCUGGAGGAAGUUAAGCAUCCCUUCAUUGUGGACCUUAUAUAUGCCUUUCAGACAGGAGAAAAACUUUAUCUCAUCCUGGAGUACCUCAGUGGUGGAGAGCUGUUCAUGCAGCUGGAGAGAGAGGGAAUCUUCUUGGAGGACACGGCCUGCUUUUACCUGGCAGAGAUUUCCCUGGCCUUAGGUCACCUUCAUCAGAAGGGCAUCAUCUACAGGGAUCUUAAACCAGAGAACAUCAUGCUAAAUUACAACGGUCAUGUCAAGCUGACAGACUUCGGACUUUGUAAGGAGUCGAUCCACGAUGGUACCGUCACACACACCUUCUGUGGAACCAUAGAGUACAUGGCACCAGAAAUCCUCACCAGAAGUGGCCAUAACCGAGCUGUGGACUGGUGGAGCCUGGGAGCUCUGAUGUAUGACAUGCUAACAGGAGCUCCGCCGUUCACAGCGGAGAAUCGGAAAAAGACCAUUGACAAAAUCCUGAAGUGCAAACUAAACCUUCCACCGUACCUCACCCAAGAGGCUCGAGACCUCCUCAAAAAGUUGCUGAAGAGAAAUGCAUCGGUACGGAUUGGAGCAAGUCCUAGAGAUGUUCUAGACAUCCAGCGCCACUCUUUCUUCAGACACAUAAACUGGGAUGAUCUGCUGGCAUUCAAAAUUGAUCCUCCAUUCAAACCCUUUUUGCAAUCCGCAGAUGAUGUUAGCCAGUUUGACUCAAAGUUCACUAGUCAGACUCCCGUGGACAGCCCUGAUGACACGAAGCUCAGUGAAAGCGACAACCAAGUCUUCCUGGGCUUUACAUACAUAGCUCCAUCUGUGCUGGAAAACAUCAAAGAAAAGUUCACUUUUGAGCCAAAAUCCCGGUCACCUCGCAAGGUUCUGGGAAGCCCAAGAACACCAGUGAGCCCGUUGAAGGCUGAAGUUGAAGACGGUUGGUCUCGAGGUCCACUUUUCCCAGAAGUGACCACCUCCUCCUCUCUCCUGCCGCCCACUGGUGCACUAAAGCAGGCGUCUAAUGUGGAGCAGAUGGACAUGAGCAGCAACAUGGAGGCCUCGGCCCCGCUCCCUAUCAAAAAACCACUGGGUUCCAACACAGGAUCCUUCAUGAAACAACCUCAUCCAGUGGGCGGCAGAAGACCCAAGCAUUUGAAGAUGAAGCUUUGAUGAACGACUUUUGAGUUUUGCACUUUAGGAAUUAGUUUGAUUGCCCAGAAUGCCUUUCUGCACCCUGUUUCAAUCUCGUAAAUACUUGCCACCUCACACAAGCAUGCAGAGCUUGUUCAGGGUUUUGUUGAUCCAAAUGCUGCUUGCUACGAAAAACACAGAGACCAGUUUUGCUCGUCAGGUGACCCCCGAGCAUGAUAUUAACGGUUUAUUCUUUAUAAUUUAUGCUCAUGCUUAAAAAAAAGCGAGAAAAUCAUAAUAUCUUCUGAUCUAUAUUUGACGUUUGCUCUGAGAUUGGGCUGCUUUGUAAUUGUGAUUUUUUUUUUUUGCAAUAGGAAUUUUUUUUUAUUACAGAGUCGAUGAAAAAUUUGGCUUUUAAUUUACUUUUCCACAAGACGUCUUUUUUUUUUUCUUCAGUAGAAUAUUAAGGAAAAUUUUUAGCUGAAACUGUUCAUUGGUUGUUGAUUAAAUGACAAUGUCAACGACUGUCAGCACUUUGAGAGUUGAGAAAACAUUUACAGGCAAAAUUAAAUAAACACUCACAGACUCCCAUGAUACAGUGAAGACUUCUGAAGAGAAUAUGAGCGAGAAACUGGACAUUAUUUACUACAUUCUUACCUUUAAUUUCUUGCACAGACCAAUUGUUUCACUUUUAUAUGGCUUCAGUGCAUCAUCAGGAGUCACAGGUAUUGCCUGCACGUGUUUUUCUGACUCUCAAAGUGUAGAUAAUCCCUAGCUUGCAUUUUAUGACCUCAGUUUCAGCGAAACAUCACCUUUAAUGUCAUACUGAAGAGAAAAAGGGCUUAGAUGGCCUGAAGGAGAAGAAAUCAACAGCCAUUUAUUAUUGCUAAUAUUAUUAUUUGCAUGAAUUAUCCCUCAAAAGGGAUAAGAGAAGAUUCUUUAUAUAUUAAAGCGGAAUUUGAUUUGUGAUGUGAUUUAAUUCCCGAGUGGUGUUAGCCGAAGCUACCAACUAUGAUAUAAGCUGUUUUUCUUUAGUAUUUUGCUCUUUUCUGUGUUGAAUGAUUUCAAAACACUUCUGUUCUUGAUUACAUUUAAAAUUCAUACAUUUGAGUCUGAAUCUACCUUGCAUUUACCUGCAACAGUCAAAUCACUGUUUUUUUAGCAUUAUUUUUUCCAAAUCAGCUGUCUGACAUGUACUUUAGUUUCCAGAAUGCAUCAUUCUGACCAAAGAAUACCUAAAAAUAGCAGAGAACACAAGAAAAAUAAACAUCAAGUGUAUAAAUACCUCCCAGCCACAUCCAGAUAUUAAUAUGCUGUUACACUUUUGUGGAAAAUAUGGGUGAAACAAAGUGUAUAUUCACUUUUCAGCGUCACCCUUAGUAUUAAAUACAGUAAGGUAUCAGAUCUAAAAUCCUUUCUGUAACAAGUAAUUCAUAAUUUAUUCAUUUUUUUCUCCUUAAAUUGUGUGUUUUGAUUUUAUUUUUCUCUUCAUGUGCCAUUUGUUUUUGUAAACUAUGCAAAUUAUUUAAUCACCACAGUCAAGAAUGUUGUUCAGGAUUUUGCUGGAUUCGAACGCAAAAACAAAACACCCUCCUUUAAUUUGUAUUAUACUGAGCUUCUUUCUAUGGUGGCGUUGGGAGUCCAAAAAAUAUAGUUUUAUUUUUCUCAAGGACUUUAAAAAUAUUGUGAUUUUUAAUAUAUUUCAGGAUGUACAUACACUAUAUAAGGAAAACAAAUAUCUACUGGGUUAUAGAAGUGUGGAAAUCUGUGGUGGAGGGGAAAUCCAGAAUGUUUAAGCAUAAUAAAACAAAACAAAAAAAACUA
Danio rerio (zebrafish) is the source of this 3589-nucleotide messenger RNA. The record is from RefSeq and is a predicted model, not a curated record. Lineage: Eukaryota; Metazoa; Chordata; Actinopteri; Cypriniformes; Danionidae.